UUCACCACACUCGUAAGAUAUGAGGUAGUACAUAUAAAUACAUUGACAGUUUUGAUUCAAAAUGGAUAAUAUCUCGGACAGAAUGAAUACCUUCGACAACUGGCAGUACACAGCAUCGCCAUCUAAAUUGGCAGAAGCGGGGUUCUUUUCUAUAGGUUACCACGACAUUGUGAAGUGUUAUUCAUGCGGCACCUCUCUUCGUUACCUGACUGAGGAUGAUGACCCAUGGGCAGUGCAUGAACAAGUGUCGAAUCUCUGUCCUUUCCUGACAAGUAAAGCUGAUUCGUCAUCAGCGGCAAGGACGUCUCCAAGAUAUGUUGAAAAAGCACCCUCAGAGAUGUCCAUGUCGGAACUAGAAGAGGACAACCGGCGACGACGGGCAAUGUUGGAGUGCAGGGUCUGUAGAGAGAGGCCGGCCUGCAUGUUGCUGAUACCCUGUGGCCAUAGGGCGACCUGUUGGGAUUGUGCACAGAACACAAACACGUGCCCGGACUGUGAAAGAGAUGUCACAAAGACUGUGAAGACUUACAUUGCAUGAUGAUGCAUUGUCUGACUGUCUUACAAAUAUCUAGUGCACUUUCUUUUCAGAUUUGACUUGAAUGAAUGACUGUGAAUUUUGUUGAUCAGUUGUGUUUGUAUUUCCCUGUGCCUUUCAUAUCAUUUGGAGAAAUAAAAAAUAUAUGUCGUUUUUCGAAGCGCAGAACGUAUAAGUUAGUAUGCCACUUUUGCUUUUCAAUCGGUCGACGACCUGUCGGCAACAAGAUAUAAUGAUGUGUUAAUGAUUUGUUUCAAUAGAAGUUUACUAUGUUAAUGAUACAUUAUGAAAAUGUCAA
Molecule: messenger RNA, 833 nt
Organism: Mya arenaria
Lineage: Eukaryota; Metazoa; Mollusca; Bivalvia; Myida; Myidae
Product: baculoviral IAP repeat-containing protein 7-A-like
Exons: 4
Coding region: 62-538 (158 amino acids)
Biological process (GO): regulation of cell cycle
Cellular component (GO): spindle microtubule; nucleus; cytoplasm
Source: RefSeq, a predicted model, not a curated record